This is a messenger RNA of Hyphopichia burtonii NRRL Y-1933, 1482 nucleotides long. Its product is annotated as FAD-binding oxidoreductase. Bases 1 to 1482 code for a protein of 493 amino acids. Gene Ontology annotation, cellular component: mitochondrion. The transcript has a single exon. Gene Ontology annotation, molecular function: D-lactate dehydrogenase (NAD+) activity; FAD binding; D-lactate dehydrogenase (cytochrome) activity. The record is from RefSeq and is a predicted model, not a curated record. Lineage: Eukaryota; Fungi; Ascomycota; Pichiomycetes; Serinales; Debaryomycetaceae. Gene Ontology annotation, biological process: lactate catabolic process.
AUGGAGCUGCCUGAGUAUGCCUCUGAUAAAGAAAUUGAUCAAGCAGUUGAUAAAAUUCGAGAAAUUUUCAAAUCAGACUUGAAAAAUGGUGAAAGCUAUGAUGAAGGAUUGUAUAUCAGUCACGAGAAAUCGGUGCUUGAUGAACACGCAGAUACUUACUUUAACACCCACCAUGCUUUAGAUAAUGAAAGAUCUCAUUAUGUCCUUUUUCCCCGUCUGACUGCUCAGGUCUCUGAAAUAUUGAAAUUAUGCCAUGAAUACAAAAUCCCAGUGGUUGCCACUGGGGGCAGGUCUUCAUUAGAAGGACACUUCAUUCCUACAAGAGGUGGGAUAAGUCUUGAUUUAUCGAAUAUGGAUGCCAUUGUUCAUUUUAAACCGACCGAUUUAGAUAUUACAGUGGAAGCAGGGCUAGGUUGGGAAGCUUUGAAUGACUACUUAGAGGACUAUAGGCUAAUGUUCCCUGUUGACCCUGGUCCAGGCGCUACAGUUGGAGGUUGUGUAACCAACAACUCGUCUGGUACUAACGCAACUAGAUACGGAGCUGCAUUCGCCAAUGUUGUUUCAUUAACUGUUGUUUUGGCUGACGGUACAGUAGUUAGAACUAAAAAAAGACCUAGAAAGACAAGUGCUGGUUAUAAUUUAAAUGGUCUUUUCACCGGUUCAGAAGGUACUUUGGGGAUUAUAACUGAAGUUACCGUGAAAUUGCACGUUAAACCUAAAGUUGAACGAGUGGCCGUUGUCCCAUUCAAAACCAUCAAAGACGCAGCUAACUCAGUAAAUGAGUUUUUAAUAUCGGGUAUCAAUUUAAAUGCAAUCGAAUUGUUGGAUGAUAAAAUGAUGAAAUGCGUCAAUGAUUCGGGUGAAACUACUAGAAAAUGGACGCAAGCUCCUACACUUUUUCUCAAAAUCGGUGGAUCCAACGAUGAAGUGGUCAAAUCGACAAUCAAUCAAACGAAGGAAAUAAGUGCUCAACAUGGCUCACUUGAUUUCCAGUUUGCUUCUAAUGAAGAAGAAACUGUUGAAUUAUGGUCCGCACGAAAAGUAGCUCUUUGGUCAACAAUUAAUCAAGGGAAAUUGAAAAAUAAUGACAUUCAAUUGUGGACGACCGACACUGCCGUCCCAAUCUCUCGACUUCCUCGGUACUUGGUAGAAGUUAAGAAAGCCAUCGAUGAUGCUGGAUUAGAAAACACAUUGGUUGCUCAUAUUGGUGAUGGUAAUGCUCACAGCUUUAUUCUUUACCAUCCUGAAGAGCAUGCAAAAGCUGAGCGUAUUGUUCAUGAUAUAGUAAAGAAAGCAAUCGAAUUAGAAGGAACCUGUACGGGUGAACAUGGUAUUGGUUACGGUAAAAUUGACUUACUAGAGGAAGAAUUGGGUCUGAUUCCAAUAGAUGUAAUGAGAAAAUUGAAAUUGGCCCUUGACCCUCAAAGAAUAUUAAACCCUGAUAAAGUGUUCAGGAUGGACCCCAAUAAAAAAGUAGAAUAG